Molecule: messenger RNA, 388 nt
Organism: Cuscuta epithymum
Lineage: Eukaryota; Viridiplantae; Streptophyta; Magnoliopsida; Solanales; Convolvulaceae
Source: the annotation of a GenBank genome assembly
CUUUUUUAGAAUUUUCCGAUGCCGCUUACGUUAGUUAUUUUUGUGAUUUCAUGAAACAAAAGUUUUUAAAAUAUUAUUCACAUGUUCCGCAUAUAUAUGGUAUUGCAUUUGUUCUUGAUCCUCGUUAUAAACUUGUCUCGUUGCCAACUUGUAUAGAUUACUAUUAUAAUUGUUUUUUUCCAACUCAAGAGUUCGAUGAUAACCCCAUCGACCCUAAACAAGAAUACAACGAGGUUAGUAAUUUAUUUCAUCAAUUGUAUAAUGAAUUUUAUGCACAAUAUGGUAAUGCACCCCCUCCCAUGCCGCGAACAUCUUCUUCAUCUAAAGGAAAAUCACUUUUAAAAUCUGCAUUUGGUUCUCUUAUGAAAAAAAGUAGAGCAACUCCCGC